Messenger RNA from Myxocyprinus asiaticus (Chinese sucker), 2355 nucleotides. RefSeq names its product methyltransferase like 25B (gene mettl25b). Gene Ontology annotation, molecular function: rRNA (adenine-N6,N6-)-dimethyltransferase activity. Gene Ontology annotation, biological process: rRNA modification. NCBI's taxonomy places the organism in Eukaryota, Metazoa, Chordata, Actinopteri, Cypriniformes, Catostomidae. The record is from RefSeq and is a predicted model, not a curated record. The transcript has 8 exons. The coding region runs from base 42 to 1865 and encodes 607 amino acids.
CCAGUUUGCAAUAUCGGUGUAGUCUUUUAGUGUAGUACAAAAUGUUUGUGGCGAAUUUUUCGGUGCAAGAGCAGCGAGAACUGGCCAGGCAGUUGACGUCCCUCCUGUCAACCUACAGGCACAUAUCGGACUCCUACAUAAUUGAGUUCUUUAGUGAGAGUUUGUGGGAUACUCUUCCUGUGAGCUGGCAGAAAGCCCUCGGUGAUCUUACACCCCCACAGAUCGCUGACCUGCUGCUGGAUAAAGAGACAAAGGACAGGCGAUACCCAUCUGUGUGGCCUCUCUCCUUACUGGCACUGCGAACAGCAGCUCAUGCACUGUCAUUUCCACGUAAAGUGUCAGAUGGACACACUCAGAAUGCAGGUGCGGGUAUGCCAGAGGAGUUUCAGUCUAACCAGAGUCAGAGCUCUUUGUUAGGACACAUUUUCCGUAAACACGUCAAACCCAAGAAGCAGCACGAAAUCUGCAGACUAGGCACGCUGGUUAAAAAGCUUUGUGAUCAGGCUAAAUGUAACCGUGUCGUCGAUGUUGGGUCUGGACAGGGCCAUUUGACACGGUUUUUGUCUUUUGGACUUGGCCUGAAUGUCACUGGAAUUGAGGCUGACUGUAACCUGGUUUCCAUGGCCACCAAAUUUGAUAGACAGCUACUGUUGACACUGGCCAAAGAAAGUCAAAGGUCAGGAAAACCUCAGGGUCUGUAUUCUGCACCUGGUCCUUCUCCUCGCCAUGUGGUGGGCUGGGUCAACCCAAAGGCUUCAUGGGAUUUCUUCAUUCAGCAGCUUGGCAUGCCAGCAAGUGAAUGUGACAGUAAUGGCCCCACCACUGGGCCAAAUGAAAAGAAACAGCGGGUAUCAGUGCCAUCAGAACUAGAGCUGAAACUGGAACAGAAAUCCUGCCGUACUAAUGCUGAGGAGUCAAAAGCUACACUUCAGACUCAGAGGACUUACAUAAACGUUUGUGACUCUAUAGCCCAUAUAAACACUGUGGUUCUUCCAUCAGGACUGGAACCUGAAACUAAUGGCGCCAAUGCACACAAAUUACCUAUUAGCACCAUAAGCUUUAUUGAGUCUGGAGUGAAUUCAUCCACAAUUCUUGAUGUUGGACAUUGUACCAAAGGACCCAGUAGUUCUGAUUUUGUCCUCACAGGGCUUCACGCCUGUGGAGACCUUAGUUCGACACUUCUUCGCCAUUUUGCCAACUGCCCACGUGUUCAGGUCAUCACCUCCGUCGCUUGCUGCUACAUGAAAAUCUCAACCCAGGAGAACCCAAACCCCCCAGGGGUAAUACAACCCCCUUUCUCAGACAUACCAAUAGAGUCCUGUUCAGAAAAUGGCUAUCCAAUGAGUGACUGGGUACAUGGAUUACCAGGGCACCAGUUGUCCUACAAGGCAAGAGAGGGGGCUUGUCAUGCAAUUGAGGACUAUCUCCACAGGCUGAGAGAGGAGAGUGGGCUACUGCGGACACACUGCUACAGAGCUGUCUUAGAAAGCAUCAUUAGAGCGGAGAGGCCUGAUCUGCGCAGACCAGGAGUUCAGACUGUCAAGAAAGCCCACAAACUGUCAUUCACUGAAUAUGCCCGAAUGGCUUUGCCACGGGUUGGCCUGUCUGUUGAUCUCCCCUUUGAUCCUGCCAGUGUGGAUGCAAUGCUGGCACAACAGGGCAGAGUGGUGGUGUACUUCAGCCUAGUUCUGCUGCUUGCACCUGUGGUGGAGACUCUAGUGUUACUGGACAGAAUGAUUUUCCUGCAGGAGCGAGGUUUUCAGAGUAAGCUCAUUCCACUCUUUGAUGCUGCUUUUUCCCCACGGAACCUGGUACUGGUGGCAGUAAAGCCUAAAGCAGCACAGAGUGCUUUAAAAAUUCUUUAAUAGCCCUUUUUGCUACACAAACAAUUGGACAUUUUUGGGAGUUGAAAUUAGGGGUCUAAAUUUUGAAUGGGAUUGGUUUUCCAAAUGAACUCAGUUCUGAGGGUUAUGUUUUCAUCCUGUGUCAUGUUUCAUUUCACAAAGUCUUACUGUCCUAUUUAAAUUUGUUUUUGUCUGACUGGCAGUGGACAGGGAAGGUAUACCUUCCAUUCUUUUGGCAGCUUGCCAGCUCUUAAAAUAAUGAUUUUAGUAUGAAUAUUAAACUUAUUAACCCACAGUUAAUAAGUCCAACAGUUUUGCUUUGAUUUUUCAGAUGUUUCUCUGAGUUACCAAACUGAAAAACUGAGGUUGUUUUAGCUUCUGAUAAAUUGUGUUUUUAUACAUGCUUAGACUAAAGGCUCCUAAUAAAAGGCAAAAGGUUUAGAUUACACGGCCCACUGCAGGCCAGAACCAUGGUUGCCUAUUGUCUUUCACUUCUAUUACUGAAGGUAUA